Messenger RNA from Pseudomassariella vexata, 543 nucleotides. RefSeq lists its product as uncharacterized. The record is from RefSeq and is a predicted model, not a curated record. Lineage: Eukaryota; Fungi; Ascomycota; Sordariomycetes; Amphisphaeriales; Pseudomassariaceae. The transcript has a single exon. Bases 1 to 543 code for a protein of 180 amino acids.
AUGGGUCGCUGGUCUCAAUACGACACAGACGAGGAACGCCUCCCUUCGGGGAUGGAGCGCAUCGGCUACGACGCCGACGAGGAGAUCUACACCUUCCGUGACAGCGACGGUAGUAUCUGGCAGAGCGCUCCGGGCAGCCGCUACGGUCAAUUGAGGCGCGUCUCUGGGCCUCCGGCGCAACCGGAACGCUUCGACCAAGACAUCGACCUCGAGGGCUCCCCGCCGCCGCCAUACGAAUCAGCCGAACCCGAGGUGUCUUGGCGUCACGAGAUGAUGCCUCUGUUCAACUGGUUUCUGGUGAUUGGUCUCUUUCUGCUCGGCGUGUUCUGGUACCUGAACAAGGCGGCGGCGGGUGAGAGGACUGUACCUGAGGUGCACUGCAGCGACCGGGCUAUUCCGUAUUCGAUUCGUCCUGGGGAUACUUGCUGGGCGCUUGCUGAGAAUAGGGGGGUUUCACUUGACGUAUUUCUCGAAGUGAAUGUGGGACUCGACUGUGAUAAGCUGGGGAUUGGGGAGACCGUGUGUUUGCCGAAGAACACCUGA